Molecule: messenger RNA, 1404 nt
Organism: Polychytrium aggregatum
Lineage: Eukaryota; Fungi; Chytridiomycota; Chytridiomycetes; Polychytriales
Exons: 9
Coding region: 1-1404 (467 amino acids)
Biological process (GO): mitochondrial magnesium ion transmembrane transport
Cellular component (GO): mitochondrial inner membrane
Molecular function (GO): magnesium ion transmembrane transporter activity
Source: RefSeq, a predicted model, not a curated record
AUGCCCGAGUUGAGAGUCACUCUUCAGCAUCCCGCUGGUGUUCCAACGCCGCAUCCAGAUCCGGACCCAUCGCCGCAGCCGCAGAGCGACCGUCCGUUGGUCGAUGACGGUGGCUCGUCGGCCUCGAAAGCCGCACCCAGCUCGUCCGCUGCUCCCACCAAUGCAGCCAGUCCGCCGGACGCCAAGUCCGGUGAUGUAAGCGACGACGGUAUGCCUCUUGAGCAAACGUCGCUCAAUGACCUGUUUGAUCCCGAGAUCGCCCAGGUGGUCCAUCCUGUCGAGCCCAAGCCCAAGAGCACCAAGCCCGUUGCCGAGGACUCGUCAGACUCGAAGCAAAAUGCGCAAUUCCUGGCCGAGCUGUACCUGUCGCAUUCUGUUCCAAGCUCCAAGCUCAGCAUGAAUAUUCGUGCUGUGAUUUUCGAUGCCAUGGGUGACGUCCAGACGAUCAAUGGAGAGUUCAAAAAGGCGGAUCUGUGUGCUCAGCACUCGCUGAUGCCACGCGACUUGCGCAAGAUCGACAGCGCCACUUCCCAGUCAUUCCCCGCAAUUCUCGUUCGCGAAAAGGCGCUGCUGCUUCACUUGCUGCACAUCCGGGCUUUGAUCAAGGCCAACAGCGUCAUUCUCCUGGAGCCUUCAUCGGCAGUCGAUCCCCACCACCAGUCCGCGUUCAUGCAUGACCUGCAAGGCAAGCUUCGACUGAAGGAAAGCACCUACGAGCUGCGGGCCCUCGAAGCAAUUUUGAACAGCGUCGUGGCGUCUCUCCAAGCCGAUCGGAACGCUCUGGUCAACCAGUGCGAGACGCUCCUGAACGAGCUCGAAACCAGCAUCAACGAGCAGAAUCUGAGGGAGCUGCUCGAGUGCCGAAGAAAGGCGAGCAAGCUGGCUCAAAAGGUCGAGGACAUUGGUGCAGCCUUGAGCGAAAUUCUCAACAGCGAUGAGGAUCUCGCCGGCAUGUAUCUGACCGACAAGAGUCGGGGCCAUCGCCGAGAGACCUCGGACCACCUUGAGGUCGAGCUCUUGAUCGAGCACUACACCAAACUGACAAACGAAAUCGCGAGCACUGUGUCAAGCGUCAGCAGCAACCUCAAGAACACACAGGACGUCACCAACAUUGUCCUUGCGAGCCAGCGUAACGACCUCAUCAUGUUUGAGCUCCGAGCCGUUCUCGCAACCUUGGCGGUUUCGUGCGGCAGCCUGGUCGCCUCUGUCUUUGGCAUGAACUUGGUCACGUCUCUGGAAGGCAGCCCCGUGGCGUUUAUGGCUGUGGUCAGCAGCAUGACGCUGCUGAUUGGAGCCGUGAUGCUCUCAAGCAUGCGGAGCAUGGAAAGGAUCCGCCCGGACCGGCGUCGGCUGCCCUCCAGUUUGCGACUGCUGGACAACCCCAAGCCCAUCGCCCCCCGAUGA